Molecule: messenger RNA, 2531 nt
Organism: Arabidopsis thaliana (thale cress)
Lineage: Eukaryota; Viridiplantae; Streptophyta; Magnoliopsida; Brassicales; Brassicaceae
Gene: KNAT4
Product: homeobox protein knotted-1-like 4
Exons: 6
Coding region: 576-1757 (393 amino acids)
Biological process (GO): regulation of DNA-templated transcription
Cellular component (GO): nucleus
Molecular function (GO): DNA binding
Source: RefSeq, marked reviewed
UUCUUCAAAAUUUGUUUUAAAAUCCUUUGCAGAUUUGUGUAAUUUAUUUACUUUUGCUUGGUACCAAAAACAAAUAGAGCAAAAAUGAGCAAUUCUUUUUGAUAAGCAGAAAAAAAUGUUAGGAACGAAUGAAGAAAAAGUGAUGCAGCUAUUUCCUUUUACUGUCACUUCGUAAUUCGUAUCAUUCUUUUGCCGUCAACUUCUACCAUCUCUUUUUUUUGUAAAACGAUAAAACUUUUUGUUGUCGCUGUAAAUGUUAGUAAUCUGACCUAAUCCCAAUUUAUUAUGGAUCACCAAAAAGCUGGUACUCUACAAUUUAAUAAUAAAAGAAGAAGAAUAAAUAUAGGAAUAAAUCGUCUUUUUUGGUGUAAGCUACAUAUAAAAUUCAAACCGUCAAACACACAUACACAUCGAAACCCUUAUAUUUCAUUUUCUUUCUGUUUUAGAGAAGAAAGUUUCUAUAAUUGAUUGAUAAAUCUGAACAUCAAAGCUAAGAAUUUCUCUUCUUUUUUUCUUCUUAAUUCAUCUUUCCCUCUCCGAAACAGAAAUUCAAAAACAAAUUCAACACGAAAACGAUGGCGUUUCAUAACAAUCACUUUAAUCAUUUCACCGACCAACAACAACAUCAGCCUCCUCCUCCGCCGCAACAGCAGCAGCAACAACAUUUUCAAGAAUCAGCACCCCCUAAUUGGCUCCUCCGCUCCGACAACAACUUCCUCAAUCUCCACACAGCUGCCUCUGCCGCCGCUACAAGCUCCGAUUCUCCUUCUUCCGCCGCCGCUAACCAGUGGCUCUCACGAUCCUCAUCCUUCCUCCAACGAGGCAACACCGCAAACAACAACAACAACGAAACAUCCGGUGACGUCAUCGAAGACGUUCCCGGCGGAGAGGAGUCAAUGAUCGGAGAGAAGAAGGAGGCGGAGAGGUGGCAGAAUGCGAGACACAAGGCGGAGAUACUGUCUCAUCCACUAUACGAGCAACUUUUGUCGGCACACGUGGCGUGCCUGAGGAUCGCAACGCCGGUGGAUCAGCUUCCGAGGAUAGACGCACAGCUUGCUCAGUCUCAAAACGUCGUGGCUAAGUACUCAACUUUAGAAGCCGCUCAAGGACUCCUCGCCGGCGAUGACAAGGAGCUUGACCACUUCAUGACGCAUUAUGUACUAUUGCUUUGCUCUUUCAAAGAACAACUGCAACAGCAUGUUCGUGUUCAUGCAAUGGAAGCUGUUAUGGCCUGUUGGGAGAUUGAACAGUCGCUUCAAAGUUUUACAGGGGUAUCUCCUGGUGAAGGCACAGGAGCAACAAUGUCUGAGGAUGAAGAUGAGCAAGUAGAGAGUGAUGCUCAUUUGUUUGAUGGAAGCUUAGAUGGGUUAGGGUUUGGUCCUCUAGUUCCCACUGAGAGCGAGAGAUCUUUGAUGGAACGAGUCAGACAAGAACUCAAACAUGAACUCAAGCAGGGUUACAAGGAGAAAAUUGUGGACAUAAGAGAGGAGAUACUGAGGAAGAGAAGAGCUGGAAAAUUACCAGGAGACACCACCUCUGUUCUCAAAUCAUGGUGGCAAUCUCAUUCUAAGUGGCCUUACCCUACUGAGGAAGAUAAGGCGAGGUUGGUGCAGGAGACGGGUUUGCAGCUCAAACAGAUAAACAAUUGGUUCAUCAAUCAAAGAAAGAGGAAUUGGCAUAGCAAUCCAUCUUCUUCUACCGUCUCAAAGAAUAAACGCCGAAGCAAUGCAGGUGAAAACAGCGGAAGAGACCGUUGAGAUCAAGCUUGCAUGUAGAGAUCCAAAAGCUUUAUAGAAAGGUGGAGGCAUGAAGACAAAGAAUUCUUACACAACAAACGUAGGACGUAAUUUUGUGCCAGUACAUGGUAUGGCUUUCAUAUUUGGUAAUGAUUAGGGCCACACAAAAUUAAACCCCAAAGCAUGAUUUGUAAUAUGAGGUUUUAGAUGGACUUUAUGAUAGGAUCGUCAGUCUUCACUGCCAUCUCCAUUCUCCACCAUCAAUCCAUCAUUAUAUCUUGUGAAUAACAUGGAAAUUUCUCGUUAUGCAUUUAAUUUGUGCAAUCAUUGGCCGUAAUCUACACAAAUAUACAUAUUAAUUUAGCUUGAAUAUAUUAUCUCAAUUAAUGGUUUCAAUUUUUUUGUUUUGUUUUGUGAGUGGAACCACUUUUUAUGUGGAAUUGUUAACCCUAAUGCCAAAAUCUAAACUCUGCGAAGGUCGCCAGCAAACGAAAGAAAGAGAUUAUCUCCGCCGUUGUCAAAAUUAUUAAAAGGGAUUAUAAAGUUUUUCAAUUUGGGCCCCUUUCCUGCGUUUUCUUUAUUGUCCAUUAUGGGCCUCAUUGUCUCUAGACUCUCUACCUUACAGGGUUUGCUCGCCGACGUUUCAUACAUAGUCCUCUUGUUUCUAAGGAUGCCGAUUAACACUUUUCAUUUUUAUCAACAAACUGGCUUGCAAGGGUUUUGAACCUGAGUGAUGACCUACCAUUUCUAUCCAUACUAUAAUCAGAUUUUUUUUUGUUCUUUUUUAUAAUCAAG